AUGAGGAGUGGUCAAACUGUGUCAAAUCUUGGCCGACUGCCAGCAUCGAGAUAUAUCGCCUGCCGUAAAGUGCAGCUCGAAACUUCUACACAGCAAGCAAUUAAUUUUAGGCUCCUGAGCUCUACCAAUGACGGAAUUAGACGCUACAUGCAGACAAACCAUUCUCACAGAGUAUUAGAUGGUGCAGGUCCAGAAAGAUGGAGCUUCAAAUUCAAGACUGGUCCCCCCAAAAACGACAGUGCAAAGCAAGUGAGGGGCCAAAGCGAACAAAGUGGUCCAUCAGAGUCCAAUAACGGCUCCUCCAAAUGGUCUACUUACUCUAUGCCCUCUAAAGAGGCGCUUUUGCAACAGAAACAUGAAGAAGCUGAUCGUCAUAUCAAGGAAGGUGCUGAGAAACUCGGGUCCCAAAUCGAGGCACAACGCACAGAACAAACUAAAAAACCAAAGAGAAAAUUGAGACCACGCAAGGCGCUGAUAUCUCUCACCCCUAACGCUCUAUUGCAUUUGAAACUAUUGCUGAACCAGCCCCAACCACAGCUGAUCAGAAUAGGCGUGAAAAACCGAGGUUGCUCGGGCCUGACGUACGACUUGGAGUUCAUAACGGCACCAGGGAAGUUCGACGAAGUGGUGGAGCAAGACGGCGUUAAAGUGGUGAUAGAUUCUAAAGCAUUAUUCAGCAUAGUGGGGAGCGAGAUGGACUGGAUCGACGAUAGGUUGUCGUCUAGGUUUGUGUUUAAAAAUCCAAAUUCGAAGGGAACCUGCGGAUGUGGUGAGAGUUUCAUGGUUUAA
Molecule: messenger RNA, 789 nt
Organism: Lachancea lanzarotensis
Lineage: Eukaryota; Fungi; Ascomycota; Saccharomycetes; Saccharomycetales; Saccharomycetaceae
Gene: ISA1
Product: LALA0S01e13476g1_1
Exons: 1
Coding region: 1-789 (262 amino acids)
Biological process (GO): iron-sulfur cluster assembly
Cellular component (GO): cytoplasm; mitochondrion
Molecular function (GO): 2 iron, 2 sulfur cluster binding
Source: RefSeq, a predicted model, not a curated record